AUGUACAAGAGAUUUGUCUUCAGCAAGAGUAGCAGCAGCAGUAACAGUAGCAUCACCACCACCACCACUACUUCCACCACCACCACCGUCACCACCACCGUUACCACCACCACAAAUAUUACAGCAGUAGCAGAAACAGCAUCAGCAGAAACAGUAGCAGCACCAGCAGAAACAGCAGCAGCAAAAGAUAAUAGUAAUUUAAUAGAAAGAAAGAAAGUCAAUAGAAAUAGCAGAAGCAGAGUAAAUACUAUCCCUAACAGCACAAAUGUUCAGAGGAUGUCCAGAGUAUGUCUUGAGGACAUCCUGAGGACGUUUCUUCAUUCUCAGAACAUCCUUAGGACGUCCAUAGGUCAACAUGUGAUCAUCCAGAUGGCACCGAGCAGGGAGAGGCAGAGGAAUAAGAAGUCGAGGUCGAGGUCGUGGAGGUGA
Molecule: messenger RNA, 429 nt
Organism: Harpegnathos saltator (Jerdon's jumping ant)
Lineage: Eukaryota; Metazoa; Arthropoda; Insecta; Hymenoptera; Formicidae
Product: cell wall integrity and stress response component 3-like
Exons: 3
Coding region: 1-429 (142 amino acids)
Source: RefSeq, a predicted model, not a curated record